AUGAGGAUACAAUUUUUACUAUUACUUCUGACCUUGAUAGUUUGUCACUUCACCGGGGAAGCUUACAUUCUUCCAGAAGACUCUUCUGUAGACAGAGACUUGACGUCACUAAAAAGAUUAACGCAGUUUAAGCAGACUAGGACACUCUUACUCCAACUCCUACACCAAAUCAACACAUACUCACACGAUCCACCAAAAGUCUAUGUAGAUACGUCGAUACUGGUCAGGGGCGAUAACUCUUUAGGGAAAGACAGCUCUCAAUAUGAAGGUCGAGGCAAUGUCGGACUGGUCUCAGAGAAACGUGACAUGGGAAUUAUGCCUCCGUGGCGGGAACUUUGUCGUCUGGCGGGCCUGAGAAACUGCCGAGGAUACAGUAGAUAA
This is a messenger RNA of Ylistrum balloti, 381 nucleotides long. RefSeq lists its product as uncharacterized. Bases 1 to 381 code for a protein of 126 amino acids. The record is from RefSeq and is a predicted model, not a curated record. The transcript has 3 exons. NCBI's taxonomy places the organism in Eukaryota, Metazoa, Mollusca, Bivalvia, Pectinida, Pectinidae.